Molecule: messenger RNA, 3070 nt
Organism: Sorex fumeus (smoky shrew)
Lineage: Eukaryota; Metazoa; Chordata; Mammalia; Eulipotyphla; Soricidae
Gene: PI4KB
Product: phosphatidylinositol 4-kinase beta
Exons: 11
Coding region: 32-2488 (818 amino acids)
Biological process (GO): phosphatidylinositol-mediated signaling; phosphatidylinositol phosphate biosynthetic process
Cellular component (GO): membrane; cytoplasm
Molecular function (GO): 1-phosphatidylinositol 4-kinase activity
Source: RefSeq, a predicted model, not a curated record
UAGCUUGGAAGCUGGACACCUGGCUGUGGCCAUGGGGGACACAGCCGUGGAGCCGGCCCCACUGAAGCCAGCUUCUGAGCCCACUCCUGGCCCACCCGGGAAUAAUGGGGGCUCCUUGCUGAGCGUCAUCACGGAGGGGGUCGGGGAACUCUCGGUGAUCGACCCCGAGGUGGCCCAGAAGGCCUGCCAGGAGGUGCUGGAGAAAGUCCGGCUGUUGCAUGGAGCCGUGGCCGUGUCCAGAGGAGGCGCGGCCCUGGAGCUGGUCAACGGAGACGGUGUGGACGCGGAGAUCCGCUGCCUGGAUGACCCCCCCGCCCAGAUCCGGGAAGAAGACGACGACGACGACGAGGUGGGGGCCACGGUGGCCUCGGGCACAGCCAAGGGCGCCCGGCGGCGGCGGCAGAACAACUCCGCCAAGCAGUCGUGGCUGCUAAGACUGUUUGAGUCCAAGCUCUUCGACAUCUCCAUGGCUAUUUCGUACCUGUAUAACUCCAAGGAGCCCGGGGUGCAGGCCUACAUCGGCAACCGGCUUUUCUGCUUUCGGAACGAGGACGUGGACUUCUACCUGCCCCAGCUGCUGAACAUGUACAUCCACAUGGACGAGGACGUGGGUGACGCCAUCAAGCCCUACAUCGUCCACCGCUGCCGCCAGAGCAUCAACUUCUCCCUCCAGUGCGCCCUGCUGCUCGGGGCCUACUCUUCGGACAUGCACAUCUCCACGCAGCGGCACUCCCGCGGGACCAAGCUGCGGAAGCUGAUCCUCUCGGACGAGCUGAAGCCCGCCCACCGGAAGCGGGAGCUGCCCUCCCUGAGCCCGGCCCUGAACGCGGGGCUGUCUCCCUCCAAACGGACUCAUCAGCGCUCCAAGUCCGACGCCACCGCCAGCAUCAGCCUCAGCAGCAGCCUCAAGCGGACGGCCAGCAACCCGAAGGUGGAGAACGAGGACGAGGAGCUCUCCUCCAGCACCGAGAGUGUUAAUUCAUUCAGUUCCCCCAUCCGACUGGCGCCCGAGCGAGAAUUCAUCAAGUCCCUGAUGGCCAUCGGCAAGCGGCUGGCCACCCUCCCCACCAAGGAACAGAAGACACAGCGGCUCAUCUCCGAGCUCUCCCUGCUCAACCAUAAGCUGCCCGCCCGAGUCUGGCUGCCCACGGCGGCCUUCGACCACCACGUGGUCCGCGUGCCCCACACCCAAGCCGUCGUCCUCAACUCCAAGGACAAGGCCCCUUACCUGAUCUACGUGGAAGUCCUUGAAUGUGAAAAUUUCGACACCACCAACGUGCCCGCGCGGAUCCCCGAGAACCGCAUCCGGAGUACGCGGUCUGUGGAGAACCUGCCGGAGUGUGGCAUCACCCAUGAGCAGCGGGCCGGCAGUUUCAGCACCGUGCCCAACUACGACAACGACGAUGAGGCCUGGUCGGUGGAUGACAUUGGCGAGCUGCAGGUGGAGCUCCCGGAGAUGCACACCAACAGCUGCGACAACAUCUCCCAGUUCUCUGUGGACAGCAUCACCAGCCAGGAGAGCAAGGAGCCCGUCUUCAUCGCGGCUGGAGACAUUCGGCGGCGCCUUUCGGAGCAGCUGGCUCACACCCCCACGGCCUUUAAGCGGGACCCAGAAGACCCCUCUGCAGUCGCCCUGAAAGAGCCCUGGCAGGAAAAAGUCCGGAGGAUCCGAGAGGGCUCCCCCUACGGCCAUCUCCCCAACUGGCGACUCCUGUCAGUCAUCGUCAAGUGCGGGGAUGACCUGCGCCAGGAGCUGCUGGCCUUCCAGGUGUUAAAGCAGCUGCAGUCCAUCUGGGAGCAGGAGCGCGUGCCCUUGUGGAUCAAGCCCUACAAGAUCCUGGUGAUCUCCGCGGACAGUGGCAUGAUCGAGCCGGUGGUGAACGCGGUGUCGAUCCACCAGGUGAAGAAGCAAUCCCAGCUCUCCCUGCUCGACUACUUCCUGCAGGAACACGGCAGCUACACCACCGAGGCCUUCCUCAGUGCCCAGCGCAAUUUCGUGCAGAGCUGCGCUGGCUACUGCUUGGUCUGCUACCUGCUGCAGGUCAAGGACAGACACAACGGGAACAUCCUUUUGGACGCGGAAGGCCACAUCAUCCACAUCGACUUUGGCUUCAUCCUCUCCAGCUCACCCCGAAACCUGGGCUUCGAGACAUCAGCCUUUAAGCUGACCACAGAGUUCGUGGACGUGAUGGGCGGCCUGGACGGCGACAUGUUCAACUAUUACAAGAUGCUGAUGCUGCAGGGUCUGAUCGCGGCCCGCAAGCACAUGGACAAGGUCGUGCAGAUUGUGGAGAUCAUGCAGCAAGGUUCGCAGCUCCCUUGCUUCCACGGCUCGAGCACCAUCCGCCACCUCAAGGAGCGCUUCCACAUGAGCAUGACGGAGGAGCAGCUGCAGCUGCUGGUGGAGCAGAUGGUGGACGGGAGCAUGCGCUCCAUCACCACCAAGCUCUACGACGGCUUCCAGUACCUCACCAACGGCAUCAUGUGACGGCCGCCCCCGCCCCUGAGCAGGGACCUUGGUCAGACAAACCCCACCCGCCGCCCGCCCGCCCAUCCACCCAAGGGAAACGCCAGGCGAGAAGUACGAAGGAUCAUGUGGUAACUGCGGAGCUCGCCGGGGUGGGAGAGCCGGCCACGGGGUGCAGACCCGCCAGGCGCCCUGGCCCGGCAGCAUUCCCACCGGAGACCUGGGACUCCCCACUCGCUGUCCGGAGAACCGGGGGGACGCCAGAGACGCCAGAGCCUAAGCCUUCCCACAGGCCACCCCCGUAGCUGUCUGGGUCCACGGCGGGAAGGGGUUGGUUCUGGUACUGAGGACUCAGCCUGUGGUAGGCCUCUGGCCACGCUGCUGCCCGACUGUCCCCGCGAGGGGACUGACCGCACCCGAACGCCCCUCGGCAGGUGGGAAGGUGGGCUCGGCCACCCCCAGCACAGGGCCAGGAAGGGACCACCAGACCCUCCCCACAGGGACCGGCCUAGCCAUGGGGAGCUCCUUGCCCUGAUCCCCCAGGGAAUAGCUCUGUUUUUUAUUUUUAACUUUUGUUUGAAAUAAAGUCCUUAGUUAGCCAAA